Messenger RNA from Ixodes scapularis (black-legged tick), 1803 nucleotides. RefSeq lists its product as uncharacterized. Bases 66 to 521 code for a protein of 151 amino acids. The record is from RefSeq and is a predicted model, not a curated record. The transcript has 3 exons. Lineage: Eukaryota; Metazoa; Arthropoda; Arachnida; Ixodida; Ixodidae.
GCGUGUUUUGUUCGGCGCAUUUCACGGCCGACGCAUACGAGGACAAGGUAUGGCUUAAAAAGAGUAUGGGCAUGGACUACAAGCCACGACUGAAGCAAGACGUUGUGCCAACCAUUUUCUCGCACAAGAGGAGACAAGCUCAGCGCACACUGGGUGCAUUUGCGAAGAGAAGGCGGAUGGAGACUGUUUCAAAGCUUCUCUCUUCACCGGCUGGACCACCCACAAGCUGCUCUGUUGCUGUACAAAUACCAGCAGAGCCGCUGACUCAGGCCAUGAACUGCACCGGGUCAGUGGCUGUGGGGGCAGCGGAUGGCGAUUGUCCAGAUGCAAGUGCUCCCCUAGACUUCAGUGUUCCAUUUGUAAACAGCGACACCUCACAGUCGUCUAAGCAGGAUAAAAAUGUGCAGGUGUUGGUGAGGCCAGGGACAAAGUCUGCACACAUUCAAGGGUGCAGACAUUCUUUCCAUACACCAAUGCAGCUUGCCAGACAAAUCAAUGGAAGCCAAAAGAAGCUCAUCUAGAGGACAGCUGUGACGAGUUGGGCAAACCAGACGCAAGCAGGGAAGAUCCUAGAGCCAAGCAUGACAAGGACUACGUCCCCUCAGAGGAGUACCAAGAAAGGUGUGCAUAAUGAACACAAAUGGAAACCAUAUUGUGGUAACCCAAAUUGAGAGUAAGAGACAUGCAAUUGGAAGAGCUUGUAGGCAGGCAGUUGGAAGUACUAGCAGACCAGCCAAAUUAAUAUUUUGAUUGACAUCACUUCAUGACUUGUCAUAGUGAGAAGUGUGAUGACCCCGAGUGGAAAUGUCCAGGAGGACAUUGUCUCCUGGCUCGAGGGAAGAAGAAGAAGCAGGGACCAUGGAAUCCUGCGCUGCAACGAACUGACCAUACCCAACGUCAUUGCAGAGAGGUGGCACAACCAGAGCGUAACGAAGCAAACACAGUGAGUGAACCAUCGAAUGAAACAAUGUGUUAAAACAACAUACAACAGUGCACCUUAUUUUUCUUUGUGAAUGUGUUCCGACCCCGUGGACAUGAAGGGGGAGACCGCAACUCCGACGGGGGGCCAGCUGUGUUUAUACCUCUGGCAAGGAGGGGUGCUCAGACAGGAGAGGAGGACGAUCGUUUGCUGAGCGUCUGCUGCCGUGGGGCCUCGACCACCCCCGCGGGCUCUGGGCGUUGCCCGGGAGGGUGAAAGAAGACACUCAGCUUCCAGGCACCGAUGAAAGACGUUCGCGUCGGAAACCUUUCAAUGUACUCUUUGUCAUUGCUUUAACCUUAUCUAACCGUAAUAAAGUCUUUGUUUUAUUCAUACUUUAAAAACGGUGACUUCUUGGACCAUCAAGUCAACAAAUAAGAGUUUGUGUUUUGCUGAAGCAAAUCAUACUAAAUGACAAGCUCUCCCUCAUUGGAUUGAUUGACACGGGCAGCUCCGGCUGUUUACUUCGUGCGUCAGCGGCAGCUCGAUGUGGCACAGAACUCGUUCAGGAGUCAACACCCCUGUAUGGUUUUGGAAACAGCAGUGUGCCUGUGUCUAGGAGCAUUGGAGGAUGCAAAGCUGACAUAAAGAUUGAUGGUGUCAUCGCGAAGGACGUUCCAAUUCUUGUUGUCUCGGAUGAAGCCCAGGCAGUGGGCCUAUUGGUUGGACGAACAUUUACUGAACUGCCCUCCUUGACAUGUGCAAGAGUUGGAGGCUGUUUUCGAUUCUGGCACUUGAGUGACUGCCCGUUUGCGCACUUAGAACCGUUUGAGCACCACCAAAAACUACAACUGAAAGCAGGGGAGGAGGUCAUUCUCCAGAAA